Molecule: messenger RNA, 2671 nt
Organism: Cuscuta campestris
Lineage: Eukaryota; Viridiplantae; Streptophyta; Magnoliopsida; Solanales; Convolvulaceae
Source: the annotation of a GenBank genome assembly
GAAUCUGCUGCUGCUGAUUCAUGUCUCCCCCGCUGCUCAUUUCUCGAUUAUUAUAUCCCAAUUUAGCCCGACGAGGAGGCGGGAGGAAACAGAGCAGAAACAGAGCAGUGAUACGAAGAACAGAGGCGAAAGAGAGAGGAAAUCUUCGGAAAACUCUCCGGCGGAGAAACCAACUCGCGUUUUGCCCAAAAGGAAGCUAUUCACCGAGCUCUUCUCCCCAGAUGUUCUACCGAUUGGAUCUGCUACUGGUUUCCUCCAUGGCGCUAGGGAAACCCAUAAAAAUGGAUGCUCGUACUGCAUCUGGGGGUCACGUUGAGAGGGCAAGAAUUUGCAUCAGAAUUGAUGUCUCCAAUCCUCCACCUCCUUUCCUCCAUGUCAGACUGGGCGAAAAGGAACACCUCUUCCCCAUUUCUUAUGAAAAACUCCCUUCCUUUUGUCAUUCAUGCCUCAAACUUGGUCACGCCAGGCAGAAUUGUCCUUUGAGGGCUGUUGCCGGCAGGGAAGUCCACAACGCCGGCAAGGAAAAGGUGGCAAUGAUAGGAGAGAGUGAAGCUGGUUGGACAGUGGUCCAAACAAAAAAAGCCAAGCAACAUAUGCCAAGGAGUAAACCACCUCACCUCUGGAAAGCUGUCCCUGCCCCUCCAGCUUCAUGCCAUGCACUAAAAUCCAUCCUUUGUUCACCCCACCCUCCCCUUAAUGUCUUACCACCUCUCAACCAGCCUUCCACCUCGUCAGUUGACCCACAACCCACUACCAUUUCAGAUAGUGGGUGCCAAGCUUUCAUUUUGGUCCUCGAGAGAUUCCUCCAUAAGGAACUCAAUAAAAUCUUCAACAUUACUGCUGUUUAUGGAAAACACUCUAUCAUUGAGCGUCAAGAGCUCUGGCAUUCCCUUUCAGAAACAUGUCCUUCAGAUGAGGCUUGGAUUAUAUUAAAUGCCUCCAACCUUAGUAAGGCAGGCUCAGAUCAUAACCCCUUGCUGCUGGAUUGCAUUCUGGAAACCCCAAGAUCUCCUAAAGGGUUCAAAGUCCUUAAUGUCUGGUUCUCAAACCCCUCAUUUCUCACAACUAUUAAUCACAUCUGGACUUCUACUGGAACUUGUGGAGGUAUGAGAGGUUUUAGCAACAAAUUAAAGGAGCUAAAAUCAGCAAUCCGUAAGUGGAACAAGGAAUCCUUUGGUGAUAUUUUUCAAAAUCUUAAAAAAGCAGAGGAAGAAGCCAUCACUGCAGAACUCUCCUAUGAUUCCAACCCUAUUGAAUCCAAUAGGGAAGCUUGGUCGCAAGCUAUGGCUAACCUGCUAAUGGCAACUAAAAAAGAGACGGAAUAUUGGAAGCAAAAGGCCCAAAUACGGGGGAUGGAAAAGGGAGACAGCAAUUCCAAGUUCUUCCAUUCCUUCGUUAAGGGCAGGAGAGCUAAACUCACUAUAUCACAAAUCAAAUCCAGAUCAGGUCAAACGCUUAAGGACGCUGCAAGCAUUAAGGCUGAAGCUGUCGACUUCUUCACCCAAACCUUCUCCCACUCCAGCAUUAUUGAUCCUCAGGAGAUUCUGAAAUUUAUCCCCCAAGUAAUCAGCGAGGAAGAUAAUGCCUUCAUAUCACGCCUUCCUUCCAUGGAAGAGGUUAAACAGGCAGGUUGGGAACUUGACCCGCAUAGCACUUGUGGCCCGGAUGGAUUUAAUGGAGAGUUCUUUCGCAGGACCUGGCACAUCUUGGGGAAGGACCUCCUACUUGCCAUGCAAGAGUUCUUCCUGGGAAUUCCCCCUCCCACAGCUUAUGGGGCCACCACCUUAACCCUUAUACCCAAAAUCCCAAACCCUCAAACUUUCAACGACUUUCGCCCCAUCUCCCUCUCUACCUUCAUGAGUAAAAUCCUUAGCAAGCUCCUUGCCAUCAGACUCAAAUCCUUCCUUCCCAAACUAAUAUCCAUGGAACAAGGGGCCUUUCAAAAAGGGAAGGAUAUUGCUGAUCAAAUUCUUAUUACCGGAGAACUCCAUCACUCCCUUGACAGGAAAGUUAAUGGGGGGAAUCUCAUCAUCAAGGUGGACAUGGCCAAGGCGUUUGAUAGGCUCAACUCGGAGUACCUCCAGGGUGUCCUUUCAGCUUUUGGUUUCUCCCCUCAUGUCAUUAGGAUUCUCUUUGCAAAUCUUAAAUCCACCCACUUCUCAAUCCUAAUCAAUGGUGAACCCACUGGUUUUUUCAAAAUGGAAAGAGGCAUCAAACAAAGAGAUCCUCUCUCGCCAUUGUUAUACAUCCUGGGGGCUGAAGGUCUAAGCCGAACCCUUAACCACCAUGUAAACUCCAGCUUCAUCACACCUUUCAAUGCAGACAGAUGCCCCAGGAUUAACCACCUGGCCUUUGCGGAUGAUCUGAUCCUUUUCACCAAUGGACACUUCUGAAAUCUCCUUAGAAUCAAAGGAAUCCUUGAAACUUACCUAGCAGCCUCUGGUCAAGCAAUAAAUUAUGAUAAGAGCAGAUUCUACAGCCCUACCAGGACCCCUACAACGUCACUUUCUGCAAUGGAAAGAGCCUUGAGUAUGAAGCCAGGAGCCAAACCUUUUAUCUACCUUGGAGCACCCAUUUGUAAAGGAAAGUUGAAAAAGGAACAUUGUUCUUCCCUGUUUACUCACUUUGAAAAAUUCCUGUCCUCUUGGUACAGUAAAGCCCUCAACCCCAU